Molecule: messenger RNA, 759 nt
Organism: Carassius auratus (goldfish)
Lineage: Eukaryota; Metazoa; Chordata; Actinopteri; Cypriniformes; Cyprinidae
Product: H-2 class I histocompatibility antigen, K-K alpha chain-like
Exons: 6
Coding region: 1-759 (252 amino acids)
Biological process (GO): immune response
Cellular component (GO): external side of plasma membrane
Source: RefSeq, a predicted model, not a curated record
AUGACUUUUAAUCUAGUACCAACUGGAGGACCUGUUGAUGAAAAUGAGGUCAUGGCCUGUUUCAGUAUGAAGUGGGGGAAGGGGAAGCUUGUUUUCACCAAGAUCAAUCUGUACACUGUUGUCACAGACUGGUACAAAGAUCAGCUAAAGAUUCUGUCAAACUGCACACAGUGUUCUGAGCUCCAUGUACUCCAGAGAAUAAUUGGCUGUAAACUGGAGAAAUUUCCUAAUGGAACGGUGAAGAGUCUGCCUGUCUUUGAUGAAUAUGGAUUUGAUGGAAAUGAUCUUUUGGCUUUUAAUUAUGACACUAUGCAGCGGAUUGAUAAAAGUCCAAAUGCAAAAGAAAUCAAAAAGGAUUGGGAUCGUCACUCAGAACGCAAACAGGACCUGAAACAAUACCUCAAGAUCUGCAUGGAUUGGAUCUCCAAAUUUAACAACACAAAUAAGAAUUCACCAGAUGUUGGUUUGUUUGCGAGGAAAGCUCCUGAUGAUCACAGUAAGCUGGUUCUGAUCUGUCUGGUCACUGGUUUCUACCCCAGAGAUAUUGAGAUGAACAUCAGAUUGAACAGAAUUAAUAUUGAGAGCCAAAUAUCAUCUGGAGUCAGACCCAAUGAUAAUGAAACCUUUCAGAUGAGAUCCAGUGUGAAGAUCGACAGAAACCACAGAGGAUCUUAUGACUGUCAUGUCAUUCACAGCAGUCUGACAGAACCAGUGACAGUAAACUGGGGUAAAUAUCAGCAUAAAUACACAUUGGUGUAG